Uloborus diversus is the source of this 1542-nucleotide messenger RNA. RefSeq names its product beta-1,3-galactosyltransferase 5-like. The transcript has a single exon. The coding region runs from base 208 to 1314 and encodes 368 amino acids. The record is from RefSeq and is a predicted model, not a curated record. Gene Ontology annotation, cellular component: membrane. NCBI's taxonomy places the organism in Eukaryota, Metazoa, Arthropoda, Arachnida, Araneae, Uloboridae. Gene Ontology annotation, molecular function: hexosyltransferase activity.
UGAGUGUCAAAAACGAAGUGAGCAGCCGAUCAGCAGCUGCAGCGAAAAAGGUAAUUUUCGGUAGUUUUUGUUGUUAAGUGAGAGCAGUUAUUUAUUUUUCUUAAUGGAAAAUGCGACAGAAUAUUUAUGGUAAGAAAAAUACUUGUAUUUAAUGGAUACAAUGUAUGCAAAACAUCGACAGCAAUCACACCUGAGAGUUAACUUAAAAUGAAUUUUUGUCAAAUUUUGUUGAACAGAAGAAAAUGGAUUUUGCGACAGAUGCUGUUGGCGCUCAUUAUUUUACUACUCACAUUGUGCUUUUAUUUAAGAAAUGUAACGACGUUUUUUAACUACAAGAUUAGACAAGAAAUGCUACAAAAGGGUUCUUCAAUUUUUCCUUCUUUCAAAUAUAAAAUAACGAACCACAUAUGUGACGAAAAUGUUUUUCUUCUGAUAAUAGUGCAUUCUGCUCCCGGACAUUUCGGUCAUAGGAAUGUGAUCCGAGAUACUUGGGGAAACCUGGGAAAAGAAUUCCCCAUAGUCAAAGUUGCUUUCCUUUUGGCGGCAGCAGAUCAUUUGCAAAACGAGAUUGAAAAAGAAAGCCACAAGAACAGAGAUAUCGUGCAAGGUAACUUUUUAGACUCCUACAGAAAUUUAACGUACAAGCAUCUCAUGGGUUUGGCUUGGGCUCAAAAAUUUUGCAAGCAAACGAAAUUUCUGCUCAAAAUGGAUGAUGAUAUUUACAUGGACAUUUACCAGUUUUUGGACUACAUAAAACUCCAAUUCAACCAGACGGCUUUGUUGAAUAAAAUUGCUUGCUAUUUUCAGUCAAAUAUGCCAGUUGUUAGAGAUCCAGUCAGCAAAUGGUAUAUUACCAAAGAGGAAUACAAAGAAGACAAAUUUGAGAAUUAUUGUUCAGGAUGGGCAUAUUUAACCACCAUUAAUGUGGCAGGGAAAUUGCACCAAAUGGCUAAGAUAACUCCAUACUUUUGGGUGGAUGAUGUCCAUGUAACAGGAACUUUGGCAAGUAAAGCAAAUGUUUCACUGAUAAGAUUAAAUCACUUGUUUGACAUUGAAACAGAUGGUUUAGCAGAUUGGACUUAUAAAGCAGAUGACAUUAAAUGGAAUAAGAUGUUCGCACCAACAUGGGGAGACUUGAUGAUAAGCAGACAUGCCCACAAAAAAUCCAAAACGUGUUAUAUUGCAAAGUGCAGAUGCUGCUAUGCAAGAAAAACAACUUCAGUGCCAAAAACAAAAGCAACAACAUCAAAAGGAGUAGCAAAAUUAAUUUCCUUGACUCACAAUAAAUGGUUCAAGUCAAAACACAAAUUUUAGAAAAACUAUACAUCAGGACACCACUAUUGUACUUUGGAAAAAUAUUUGGGGUAAGGUACCUCUUUAUAAGAUAGAUGGAUAUAGGAUUUGUUUUCUUUUAAAGGUGAUUGACACCAUUUAACAUUUAAAUUUGCAUUAUUUUUUGUAAUAAAAAAACUAUUUCGGGGAUCGCCAUUAAGUCCGGCCCCUAGUAUUUCUGCUGAAUUUCAUCUAAAAAUUAAAGAAUUA